AUGGCUUUCACGGUGUCUAAAUUUUCCUCGCCACUCUCCCUUGGCCUCAGAGGUGUUCAGCUCCUCUUUGCGUUGCUCGUGUUUAUCUUGGGAUGUGUUUCCACCGCCAAAGUGGGGUGGUCAAAGGCAUAUCCCGCCAUGUCCAUUGUCUGCGGGCUCUUUGCUAUGUUGUAUUAUAUCCCAUUGCUUUUAGCUCCCACCCUUGCCUUCUUCACGCCAGCGAUCGCCUUGGGUGCUGAGAUCUUCAUCUGGAUCUGGUGGCUUAUUGCUAUGGCAACAGCUGCAAGCCGUUUUGGUGAUCUCGACUGCUCAUAUGGCUACUAUUAUGGCUUCCUGUAUUACGGUUACAGUAGCGUUGGCUGCAAAGCUGGAAAGGGCGCACUCGCAUUUGCAGUUUUGGGGUGGGUCCUCUCCAUAAUCUCCCUUGUGUUGUUAAUCGUAUACUCCAUUGUACCCGCCGCCAAGUCCAAUUCAUGGCUAGUUUCGAACUACUUUUUGCUUGGCGGAAUCUUCCCCAAGACCACUGGUUUGGCCCCAGCCGCUGGUGCAGGGGUAGUUGACCCUGAGGCUGGUGUCGGCGAGAGAAGUGUUGAAUCUGGCGAUGAGCUCAAGACCACCGCUGAAACCGACUUGGGAACAUACAACGGAGCCCAUGAGGCAGAGCUAAAGUCCACUGAGCCGGGCUUGGGUGGUGGAUACGGAGGUGAACCUGAAGUUCCUCACACUGGGGAUCCUGGGGUGAGCUCCACCCCUUACCCUACUGAACCCCGUGUUUAAGAGUAUGAAGGAUCCGGGGCCAUGACCCCAGUAAAGCCACUAAACAUUCAAAUACCGUCCAAAUUUUCCCGCUUCUGGAAAUUAUCAUCUUUAAUGACUACUUACAAAUACGUCCGCCCCAUUUGCUUGGGCCUAAGAACAUUGCAAAUUUUAACAGCGUUGGUUCUCUUGAUUGUUGCCUGCGUCAAUAUUGUUACCACCUUCGACUCGCACCGAAUCAUUUUAGUGUCUAUAAUCACAGGUGCCAUCUCGUUAUGUUUCUACUUUCCACUUGUCACUCCCUUUGUCAGGUUUUUCCCUCCCAUUGUGGUGAUGUUCUUCGAGAUCAUGCUCACGGUAUGGUGGAUCAUAACAUUUGUUAAUACCAAAAGCUACAUUAAUGAUGAUUGCACCCAAUUUCGAAGUGAUGAUCGAAGAACAAUUGCGUGCAAGACAGGCAAGGCGUCAUUUGUGGUGGGGAUUAUUGGGUUUGUCUUCUCCACUCUAUCUCUACUUUUACUAGUUAUGUUCAGCUUGGUGGGAACUUUCAACAAUGAACGUGUGCUCGGACUUCGUUUCUUCCUGUUGGGUGGAAUAGUGCCAAAGGUUGCUACGAAAAGCACUGAGACACAACCACCCAUUCCCCAUAUCGAAUCCCAAAGAGGAGGUGUGGGAUAUGAUUAUGAGAAUGACACCAAUUGCGGGAACGAAUUACAAACUUUGUCUUCCGAUGGAUCUUUAUCAGAGAAUCCUCGCGCUUCAGAGUAUCCAACUACACCAGAGAAUCCGUUUUCUGACCCCACCAGCCGUAGUUCGAACGGCUAA
Molecule: messenger RNA, 1581 nt
Organism: Sungouiella intermedia
Lineage: Eukaryota; Fungi; Ascomycota; Pichiomycetes; Serinales; Metschnikowiaceae
Source: the annotation of a GenBank genome assembly